Messenger RNA from Impatiens glandulifera, 867 nucleotides. RefSeq names its product B3 domain-containing protein REM10-like. Gene Ontology annotation, molecular function: DNA binding. The transcript has 6 exons. NCBI's taxonomy places the organism in Eukaryota, Viridiplantae, Streptophyta, Magnoliopsida, Ericales, Balsaminaceae. The record is from RefSeq and is a predicted model, not a curated record. Bases 36 to 752 code for a protein of 238 amino acids.
AGGAGUUUGAGAAUAAUCAGAAAAAGAAGAACUCUAUGGCUGCAGAAUCAAAAUCAAAAUCAAAAUCAAAUAUUGUAACCAUUGGGUCGUGGAGCAUGAAAAAUAAAUCACAGUGGCUUCCAAGAAAAUUGGUUAGUGAGAAUGGACUAGAAAGGAACUGCAAUAUGAAAUUGGAUGAUGAGAAAGGGAGGAGCUAUGUAGUAGAAGCAAGAUUUUACAAUUCAUCUCUCUACAUUUCAAAGGGUUGGAAUGAUUUCCUAACUAAGAAUCACUUAAAGCUUAAAGAUUGCCUCAAAUUUGAACUCAUCAAGAAUGGCCAAAUACCUCAUUUACGUGUUACUAAGGUGCAGAAGAAGAAUGAUCAUAAAGAGCUGAUGAUCACAGAAUCAAAAUCAAAAUCAAAAUCAAAUAUUGUUUCCCCUGCUUACAUGGUAACCAUUGGGUCGUGGAGCUUGAAAAGAAAAUCACAGUGGCUUCCAAGAAAAUUGGUUAGUGAGAAUGGACUAGAAAAGAACUGCAAUAUGAAAUUGGUUGAUGAGAAAGAGAGGAGCUAUUUAGUAGAAGCAAGAUUUUACCCUAAAAAAUCAUCUCUCUACAUUUCAAAGGGUUGGAAUGAUUUCCUAACUAAGAAUCACUUAAAGCUUAAAGAUUGCCUCAAAUUUCAACUCAUCGAGAAUGGCCAAAUACCUCAUUUACGUGUUACUAAGGUGCAGAAGAAGAAUGAUCAUAAAGAGCGGAUGAUCAGUAAGUAAAUUUAUCUAUAUAAAUAUAGCUCUUUCAUGAUUUGUUAUAAGUUUGUAAAAUCUAAAACUUCGUCCAUAAGAAGAAGAUUGAGACUGAUAAAAAGAGAAGAAGGGUUACCCUUAU